This is a messenger RNA of Lates calcarifer (barramundi perch), 4119 nucleotides long. RefSeq names its product acyl-Coenzyme A binding domain containing 3. Gene Ontology annotation, cellular component: Golgi membrane. Gene Ontology annotation, molecular function: fatty-acyl-CoA binding. The record is from RefSeq and is a predicted model, not a curated record. NCBI's taxonomy places the organism in Eukaryota, Metazoa, Chordata, Actinopteri, Centropomidae.
CGCCAAGUCUCAACGGAAGUAGGUACGUGGCCGCUUCAGCUGACAGUCUACAUGAUGGCGACAGAGGUUCAGAGCGGCGACCUCGACAGCGCUACUUCCAGCCGGCUCGAAGUUUCCAUCGAUGGCCUCACCCUCAGUCCCGACCCGGAGGGCGAGCAGGGCCAGGUCGAGGAGCCGGACCCGAAACCCGCGGAACCCGAGACCGAUACGCCGGGAGCCGCUGAGGGCGAAGAUGGAGAGACUGCCAGAUCUGCGAUAGAGAGGAAAUGGGGCUUUCCUCUACAAGAGCUGUACGGGAUGGCGCUUAAAUUUUUCAAAGAUAAAGAUGGCAAAGCUUUCCACCCGACCUAUGAGGAGAAGCUCCGACUGGUGGCUCUGCACAAACAGGUGUUACUGGGCCCUUAUAAUCCAGAUGCCUCACCCGAGGUUGGCUUCUUUGAUGUCCUAGGCAACGACCGCAGGAAAGAGUGGGCCUCCCUGGGUAACAUGGAGAAGGAGGAAGCCAUGGUGGAGUUUGUCAAGAUGCUUAACAAGUGCUGUAACCUUUUUGCUCCUUAUGUCACCUCACACAAGAUAGAAAGGGAGGAGCAGGAGAGGAAAAGGAAAGAGGAAGAGGAGCGUCAGAGGAGGGAAGAGGAGGAGAGGGAGCGGCAAAGGCAGGAGGAAGAGAGACGGAGGCUUGAGGAAGAGGAAAGGCUGAGGAGAGAGGAAGAGGAAAGGAGACAGGCAGAGGAGGAGAGGCUACGGAUUGAGCAGCAGAAACAACAGAUAAUGGCAGCACUGAAUGCCCAGACAGCAGUGCAGUUCCAACAGUAUGCUGCCCAGCAAUACCCCAACAGCCCCGAGCAACAGCUGGGCCUCAUCCGUCAGCUCCAGGAGCAGCACUACCAGCAGUACAUGCAGCAGCUCUACCAGGUCCAGCUGGCCCAGCAACAGGCGGCCUUACAGAAGCAGCAGCAGCAGGCUGAUUCAGUGGUGCAGGGGACGUUGGAAUCUAGCAACUUCAACAGCGGUCGAAGCAUCCCCGCCACAGCAGCGGGACCGUUGUGUGCAGCUUCACCACCUGCCGGCGAGGAAGCCCCUACGGUCAACGGAGGGCAGUCAGACUCGUACUCAGAGAGCAUGGACCGGGAGCCAGAGCCUGAACCAGCAGAGGAGGUCUCCGAGAAUGGACCGUUAUUAGCUGACUCCCCACCGGUCAUAGCUGCCCCCUCCAUGUGGACACGGCCACAGAUCAAGGACUUCAAGGAGAAAAUCCGGCAGGACGCAGACAGCGUGAUCACGGUGGGGCGCGGCGAGGUGGUGACGGUACGCGUGCCCACCCACGAGGAGGGCUCCUACCUGUUCUGGGAGUUUGCCACAGACUACUACGACAUCGGCUUCGGGGUCUUCUUCGAGUGGACGGAUGCCGCCUCUGCUUCAGUCAGCGUGCACGUGUCAGAGUCCAGUGACGAGGAUGAGGAUGAUGAAGGUGACCCUCCCAAUGAGGAAGAGAAGGCAAAGAAAGAGGCAGGGAAGCCCCAGGUGGAUGAGAUUGUGCCGGUGUACCGGCGGGACUGUCACGAGGAGGUGUACGCCGGCAGCCACCAGUACCCCGGCCGCGGAGUCUACCUGCUCAAGUUUGACAACUCCUAUUCACUCUGGCGCUCCAAGAGUGUUUACUACAGAGUGUACUACACCAGAUAAGCCUGAAUACAGACACAGGGGGAGCCAAGGAGUGUGUAUGUUCAUAUAUUUGUGUGUGUGUGUGUGUGUGUAGGUGGAGAUUUGUGCGAUGGCAGCCUGUAUGUGUGCGUGUGCAUGUGUGUGACGGAGAACGUGAUACCAGAUAUAUUCUGGACAAAACCACCAGAGGGUGACAAAGAGACACAUCUGGAGCCCUAGUCUGGAGAUUCGACUAAUAUCUAUGUACUGUAUGUGUAUGCGUGUCCCACCCAAGAUACACCCAUUCUAGAUCCUGUCAUCGAACCCCUGGAAGAGGAGUGUGUAUCCCUGUUGUAUAUUCACCACCUGUCCUCGCUGCGCUCACACACCAAGCUGUAGGACUUUGCUCUCAUAUUGUAUUUUACCAUUUUCCAUCCCGGGCUCCUCUUCUGUUGGCCCCAGCCCAACACUGUCCAAACGUGGCCUUGUGGCUGCUUCUGCCCCCCCGCCCCCGAAAACAACGCUUUCAUAACCAUGAACGGAAACCAGGCGACUCCAGCGCUCUGCAAGCCAAACAUUUUCCUGUUUGGUGGUAAUAGUGGUUGUGUAUCCCACGAGAACACAGACAAUGUUGAAAAUCAAAUUAUAUUGCAAAAUGUACUUCAUAACACUAUGCCUUUGUUCCACAGAGAGUUUCUGGUCUUUGCCAAGUCUCACUCACACAUUAAAAACACCAGUGUACACAAACUUAAUCAUCCUUUUUGUUGUAAAACAGUAGCCUGUUAUUCUCUUCCAUAGCUACCAUUGCAUAUAUGAAGAUCUGAGAGGAUGUUUAGUGGAAGCAGUGCUCUUUUGGCUUAUUCCCAUGCAGACACAGUCUGUUUUCACCUUUAUUUCUUGAUACGGUCUUUAUGACACAGUUUACCAAGAUUAGUUUUUUUUAGUUUAAAGUUUAUCUGCAAACUUUAUGAAGGACAGGCAAGAAGUCAUUGCAUGAUUUAGGGUAAACUCCAAAUGAAGUCAUGGGUGUUAAGUGAGUGUGUACAAAAUAACGUGCACUAAUGGCUGUGGGCUUUCUGGCUUUACAAACUCAAGCAUCUCACUGUGUGAUACAGAAUAAGAGGUUAAAUAGAGAUUACUUAAUAAAUGUUUGUUCUCCCUUUCUACACAUAUGCUUUUCUGCGUGAUGCUGUUUCAGUUUUUUUUCACCUUCGAGCAGUUGCUUCUCGACAGUUCCUGUUUGUAUGGUUACACACCACACACAUGAAAUCAUCAGUCGUCCUUUUGCCCAUCAGUUCUUCACACAAGAAUGAAGAAGGAGGACAUAGUAUUAAGACAGAUGUUAUAUUAAUAUUAGCUGGGAGGUUUUGUGUUGAUUGUUCUGUGUGUUGGGAGUUGCUGUACUCAGCUCUGACACAUCUAACAAUAAUAAAUUCCAUGUUUUGGAGGUCAUAACACACUGUUACAUCUCUGCAGCACUCAAAGAUCCACAACACAAAAUAACAGUGCUGGUAUUCUGUUUUUCUUCUUUUUUUUCUUCCUGGUAUGAAUCAACUCAACUUGGCACCUCAAACAUCGUAUCGUGAAUAAACAGAUUAUAAAGAUUUAUAAUUGUGUCUUGGGUGACGUGGUUGCUUACUAACUUGGUUGUGACCUCUAAAUGUAUUCAGCUUUUUUUCCUCCUUUUUUAAAAAUGUUGUUGCCAUAAUUUAGAUUCAUUCUGUUCAGUUUCACAUUGAAUAUGCAUGUUUUGUGUACCACCCAGGUGCAUUAUGAGCAGUGCUGUAUCAAUUGUAUCCUGUCUGAAUCUGAAUGAUGGUUGUUGAAUUGGGGGUGUGUCUUCAAUGGGAGUCAGAGACAUUUGGUUUCACUUUAUCACUCAGCUGAAUUUGUACAUUUUUACGUCCGUGUGCAACCAAGCUUUUAAAGACACAGAGGUGGAAUAUCUUGCAAGUUGAGUACUCCUGCAACGUCCAUGCUGAGUGUCUCUUUGUCAUUUUAUUUAAUUUGAGGCUGUUCACGCCUCCUUAUCCAUUCAGUGAUUUUGUGUAACUAAAUGUCACUACCUAUGGCUCAACCAGGCUGUAAAGUUCAAGCAAGUUCCCAUUAUCUUCUGACAUGUGAUGUUUUGUUUUUCUUUAAGUUACUUAUCGCUCACCAAAUUGUUUGAGUUGACUUGUUCAAGCCUUGUAUGUAAAUAAUUCUAAAAAUGAGUUUAUGUAUGGGUUUUUAGACGUGGAAGAAGGCUAUGGUUGUGAGAAUCAAUGCACUGUAAAAUAUGGUGAAUGAGAUAUAUGUAUACAUUUUACCCCGAAUGAAAGUCCAAAAUUUGUAGGAAGUACGAAACCGUAAGACAGACAGAGAGGCUCAUCUUUUUUGUAUUGUUUUGACUUGUUUGGAUCUCUUAUGAGUUGCAAGAUCUUUUUGGGCAUAUAUUUAAUCUUGAUUAAACUUAUGUUCAUCUCUAGAACUGGA